CAGUAAGAGGGUAUGUCAUAUGCCUACCAUUUAUUAAGAUAUCCUUGUUUAGUUUCUUUGACAUUCAGAGGCAGAAUUGGCUUGGAAAGUAAUCUAAUACUGUCACUAUCCAUCGACUAAGCUAUUCACUUUCUGUACAAUAGAAGAUGUUUAAACCCAGACAGCUUUCAGGGAAACACUUGUGACCUUUUCUCACCGGGUUAAGCCACGGAUGAAGAGUUCUCAGCGUUAAAGCUUACAUUUUUCUGCAUCGGUAGGCCUACUCUGUCUGGGGUGGAAAUGUAGGCCUAACUUUUGAAAGUACCAUCAGCAGAUUCCUAAUGAUGUCUCAGAUUUAAUUAUUUGGAAACAGGGACAGUUUCCUUGCAAACAAGACACUGAUUUGGCAUUGGACAAAUAUGAUAAGAUAAGCACAUAGGCCUAUCUCUCUGUCCAUUCAUAGCCUGUAAAUUUGGUCAUUUGUGUGGUAUUUAAAAAAUGUAUGCUGUUCUGCAAAUACGAUGAUAGCUUCAUGCAAUGGUUAUAAAGGAGAUAUUUCCACCUCUUGUCCACGGUGGUCUGCGAACCCACAAGCUGCUCCGCAGCCCUGUGCUCUAUCAAAAUUAAUGUCAUAUUGACAGGACCGAAGAACAGUUUCUAAAGCUCUGGUCUGUCCAAGAAGUGAGUGUAAACGCUAGAUAUGUUCUCUGCUAUCCACUUUGUUUCAAUUAUUAUUUUUGUAUAGUGAAGGGUCACUUGUUUUUUUCUUUUCAAUCGUUCAGGGAGGAUUUAGGUAAAAUAUAUUUUGUUCAAACAGGUCCGAUUUUCUCCAUGUAACCCUUAUUAUAAAUAACGUUCACUCCCUAAUGAGACUCUCAGGGGAACGUUCUCUAAAGUUGUAAGAACUGUUGUUGUUAGCUGGGUCGUUAUACUAUUUUGGUCUGGUCUUUUGAUAACAGAUGAACUGGCGUUGAGCGCUUUAAUGUUACUUUGCUGCCAUCUAGUGCAAUGUAUCGUUACUUUAAGUGACCCUUUGAUAUCGUGAAUUGUCACACUCGCAAAUGUAUUUUGAUAUUUUGCUUAUAGCCCCGUAUCAAAUGCAACCAUAGCUCAAUGUCACCCGUUUUACGUUGAGUAAUUCCAUUCAACGCAGUGCCAAAGAUGUGUUUAACGUUGCUUAACUUUCAGGUCUGCUUACGUAAUCGCCUGUCAGUGGUCGCUUUACGGUAGAUCGUGGAGGUCAGAGAAGCACGAUGAAAAGGCUAACCCAACUAUAAUAUACAAAAAGCUGAUAAUUUCAAUAUCUAACUACCUACAGUAAGACAGCGUACAACACUAUUGAAACGUGAACAUAUUACUGCGUUUUAGAUACUAGGAAAUAUCGCCAACGUUAUUGCUUUUGGCUUGCAUCAUCACGUUUGGUCAGCUAGGCUAAUGUUAGCUAGUUAGCUAGCUAACCCAACCAGCAUCUCCAGCCCGAAGCGUUCGCAGGGUGAGUCUCCAAAUCGUCACCAUACAUGGACAAUAACGCCCCUGGGUCGGGAGGGAAAGGCGGCCUCGGGAGUCUCUUUGGAGGCAGCGAAUACUCCAACACAGAGCUCGCCGGUGUCCCAUUGACUGGAAUGAGCCCCCUGUCGCCUUAUCUUAAUGUUGACCCCCGCUACCUCGUACAGGACACAGAUGAGUUCAUCCUGCCAACAGGGGCUGGUAAAACUAGAGGGAGGUUUGAACUGGCCUUCUUCACCAUCGGGGGCAGCUGCAUCACAGGAGCUGCGUUUGGGACAGUGAAUGGUCUGAGGAUGGGGUUGAAGGAGACCAGAGAAAUGGGCUGGACUAAACCGCGUAACGUCCAGAUUCUCAACAUGGUGACCCGACAAGGUGCAUCCUGGGCCAACACUCUGGGCUCUGUUGCCUUAUUGUACAGUAUAUUUGGCGUGGCCAUAGAGAAGGCUAGAGGAGCAGAGGAUGACAUCAACACUUUGGCUGCUGGGACUCUCACAGGCAUGCUGUUCAAAUCCACAGGAGGGCUGAAGGGAGUGGCUCGUGGUGGUCUGGUGGGGUUGGCCAUGUCUGGUGCCUACGCUCUCUACAGUAACUGGGACCAUAUCAGAGGCGGCUCCUCUUCUUCAAAUCUCUACUGAACACAUCCCUAUCUAUUGCGUUUCAUCCAAAAUUCCACCCUAUUCCCUACUUGGUGUACUACUUUUGGCCAGAGUCUCAGGGAAUAGGUUACCAAUACUCAAACCCUCCCACAAAUAUCGCCAGCCCCUUCCCUUGUUCACUUCCUGACUUGAGAGGGUUCUGGGAUAUUGGAGGCAUGACUGAGAUGUCAUUAAACCAUGGACUAAAUGACCUCCAAGAAACACCCCUCCCCAAACAACUGCCCUUGCUGCCCCCCCCAGCCCUGUCCUUCUGGGUUACCUCCCUUCUCACACACACAGAUCUGAAAAGGCCUCACGCUAUUUCCAAGGGGUUUAUGUGUUAUUGUAUUGGGAACUGUUUUUAGAAAUGUAUCUUAUGUUAUAUUAUUGAAUGCUACGUCUAGUAGCCUGGAAGAGGGAAAGAGUCAUGUAAAUAGUAUGUCCAUGUUAAGAGUAUAUGCUAAGUAAAUGGAUACUGGGGCCCUGUUGUAAUCAUUUUUACAUGCCUCCUCCCUCCCUGUGAAGUGAUCACUCAUCUGACAUGACUGGAGUGAUGAAAACAAUUCAGUGGAAAUCGGUUAACAGCUAUCCAGUCAUGUCUGGUCAGUGAUACAUCCACCCUUCCCCUCCUUGAAGUUAUCUGAACAUCUCGGCUGGUGUUACUGACUGGUUAUUUUACGAGGUUGCCCACUUGACUCACGACUGUGUUAGUCCCCUGAGGUAAAGCCAAAUGGUUUAGUACAGGGAGCGAACGCAAGGUUACUCAUCUAAGCAUGGUUCAUUGAACCACCUCUGCAACACUGGUCUAAGACACAACCAGAGAGCUUCUGGAAGCCAUGAUUGUAGUCCUUUGCUUUUAUGUGACUGUGGGUUGUAGUCCUUCAGAUACAGAACAAGACUUCUCAUGAAGCUGAAGAGCAAAGAGACAUUCAUCCCAGCACACACCCUUACCUAGGCCUUACAAUCAAAACUGUUGUAAUGUAUUUAUUCAUAGUGGGUACUAUUUUCCUGUUAAGAGUUGGAGUCGAUGCUUGCCUUUCUAAAAGUUACUUCCAAACAGUACUGGAAGUGUCUGUAUUAUCUAUUUGUGUCCUUGCCUGUUAAGCCCACUGUAAGAACAAUACAACAAACAUUCAAAAUGAUAAUAUGCUGCCUUGGAUCUUGGUCAGUUGUGCUCAUGCUGCUUGUGUUGUGAAAGCCUGUAGAUGGGGUUAGGGGUGGGAUAUGCUAUUGUGACUGACUGACUGACUGGGUUUGAACCCAGAUUGUGUGCCCGCUACACUAUUGGUAUCAGUCAGUAAGCUAAACUAAGUGUUCUACAGUAUAUUUGAAAGAAGAGGUUCACAAUGUUCUGCUUUUUCUGCCAACUUUAUUGUCUGACAGACUGCAUGAUGGGAGUUAUAGUCAGGAAAGAGUACAACCAGGAAGUGGAACAUUCGUUGGGGAUGUGGUGGAGGUCAAGGUGUCAUACAUGCCAUACAAAUUGCAGAUACUGUAUGUUCCUUUGCAUGCACCAAUGAAAUGGGAUAACAUGAUUCUGAAUGUAAUAUUGAAGGACAAAAUGCUCCAGACAAAAUCCAUAGGUUAUAGACAUAAAGCAUUGAAUUGUUGACUUGAGUGUGAUUCUGAAACAAAUUGUCCAUAACAUACACAUUAAGUGGAUGGUGACUCGAGUACUUUCAGAGACACAAAGCCUGAAUAACACAGGAUUUAACACAGAUUACAGCAUCGUGACAGGUGGCUUGAUUUAAUGAAAUGCUGAUGAUCAGUACAAUGUUGAUUGUAAAAUGUCUUCAUUCAAAUGUUGUCUGAUGUCACUGUAGUGACUCACAGGUUAUGGACACAGGAGAGGGGUGUGUGGCCUGAGGCAAUAUGGUAUCUCGCACAAAAAAUAAAUGCUAUAGUUUUGGGGUGUG
Molecule: messenger RNA, 4036 nt
Organism: Oncorhynchus kisutch (coho salmon)
Lineage: Eukaryota; Metazoa; Chordata; Actinopteri; Salmoniformes; Salmonidae
Product: mitochondrial import inner membrane translocase subunit Tim23-like
Exons: 7
Coding region: 1497-2120 (207 amino acids)
Biological process (GO): protein import into mitochondrial matrix
Cellular component (GO): TIM23 mitochondrial import inner membrane translocase complex
Molecular function (GO): transmembrane protein transporter activity
Source: RefSeq, a predicted model, not a curated record